Leptopilina heterotoma is the source of this 901-nucleotide messenger RNA. RefSeq names its product macrophage receptor MARCO-like. The transcript is spliced from 3 exons. NCBI's taxonomy places the organism in Eukaryota, Metazoa, Arthropoda, Insecta, Hymenoptera, Figitidae. The record is from RefSeq and is a predicted model, not a curated record. The coding region runs from base 319 to 753 and encodes 144 amino acids.
AGUGUCAAUAGACUGAUUAUCGAAGCCAAUGAAAUUUAGCCACAAAACCGAGAAAAUUCAUGCAGUCAAUUGCAGUCACUUGUUGCAUCAGCAGAACACUGAUCACAGAUGAGGCCCACAUUUUCUGAAUAAAUUUUCACGAUCGUGAGGCUAAAUUUCAUUGGCGUUGAUUGAAACAUUCUAUUGACACUUUCAAUAUUUAAAGGGAAAUUAAAUAGUAGUCGAAACUUGAUCGAAAACCGAACCUAUAAAAGCACCUUCAGGCCUAAGUAAUUUUACUAACAAUUUCUAAAUUGCCAAAACCAGGCGACUGACAACAUGACGGACCUCAAAAACGGAAAAUAUUUCUUAUUCGCGAUUCUCGCCUUUGUCGCGAUACAAUUAACCACAGCAGCUGUUGAUGAAGAGCGUCUUCGAGAAAUUGCUAACGAUAUUUGGAGAGAAAAUAAGCAUGAUUUGGAACUAUGCCGCUGCAAAUCUUUCUCUUUUCUGAGAGGAGAACCUGGAUCUCCUGGUCCUCGAGGAUUGAAAGGAGAAUCUGGACUCAAUGGUCUUCCAGGAAUGAAAGGAGAAGCCGGAAAUCCUGGUUUGGUGGGACCAAAAGGACAAGCAGGAGAUGAUGGUCUUAAUGGACGUCCGGGUCAAAAGGGAGAAAAGGGGUACCUUGGAUAUCCUGGUGCAAGUGGAUAUAAGGGUAGUAAAGGUUACGCAGGACUUCCUGGUCUUCCUGGUCAAAAAGGAGAACAAGGUUAAUCUGUUAUGCCACGUUCGGCAUCGUCUUAAAGGACAAAAAAAGAUGAAUCUGCAUAAAAAAAACAUCGUUUUUCAUUUAUUCUCUAUUUUAUUAUUUUAUUUAUACAAGCAUGUACCUCACAAGAAGUAUUAAAUUAAUUAAUGUAAA